Laetiporus sulphureus 93-53 is the source of this 2983-nucleotide messenger RNA. RefSeq lists its product as uncharacterized. Gene Ontology annotation, molecular function: protein binding. The record is from RefSeq and is a predicted model, not a curated record. The transcript is spliced from 9 exons. Lineage: Eukaryota; Fungi; Basidiomycota; Agaricomycetes; Polyporales; Laetiporaceae. Bases 495 to 2597 code for a protein of 700 amino acids. Gene Ontology annotation, cellular component: nucleus.
AUGAUGUACGAGCUAGCAGUUUCUGUCAUUUGCCGAUGUUUCGCGGGGUGAGAAGGUGCUGUGGCGUUUCGGGGACUGCCGAACUGGUUCGCGGUCCGCCCUGGUCCGCCCGAUUCCCAUCGGGACGUCCUCGCGCUUCUGGCUCUGCACUGCGCCUGUCUUCGUCCGUCACGUCUUCCCAGCCCUGCCGAUACCAUCUCCCUCCUCGUCGUCGCCCUCGACGGCCACAACCUCAACGACCCCCUCCCGACAUCGCGUCGACCGUUAUCGAGACAUUUCUGCCAUUGCCUCGAUUUUGACUUAACAGCGCCGGGUCUAGUCCUUUUGCGUCUCGGGACCGUCUUCUGCACAACGCUCCCAUCCUACCCUCUUUGACUUGCAUACCCUCGACAUCCGCGUUGCACCAGUCAUCCCACCAGUGCAUCGCUGCUUGACUGUCAUUCCUGAUACCCUCGUCGUCGCACAUAUCACCUUUGAUCCUGUCCUCACUAGCCAUGGCCACAGGCGGAGACGGCGCGAACCAGAAUCCCCACACCUCUACACCUCCUCCGACUUGGGAAGGGGAAGGAAUGUUUAAUAUAUAUAUCCAUGACUACUGUACCAAGCGUGGUUUCGAGCAAACUGCUAAAGCGCUGCUUCAAGAGGCCAGGCUCCCUCCCGAUUCAACGCCUCCGAUUAACGCUAAGCAAGGUCUGCUGUUUGAGUGGUGGAGCGUAUUUUGGGUGCUGUUUCAGGCAAAGAGCAAUAAUCAGGGCCCAGAUGAUGCGAUGCUGUAUACGCAGCAACAGGCACAGAAGCAAGCGCAAUCUCGGCUCCCGCCACAAGUUCCGCAGACUCGCAUGAUCAACGGUGUUGUCAGACCUGGAGGUCAUUCGAUGCCAAACGGCAUAAUUGCCAAUGGCUUGCCUCAACAAACGCUGCCGAAUGGGACAACAGCAUCGGCUUUUUCUGGUCUGCCUCAAGCAAACGGAAAUGUCGCCCCUGGUACGACCGGGGCGGCACCACCGACACAGCCGCAUCAUAUACCGCCACUGUUGGCUGGACAAAGACCGAACGGUGCCGCGGGGCCGCAAACCAAUUCCGCUUCCGCGAUAGGCCAGAUGGGCGCCUCGCAGCCGCUAACCCAAAUGAAUGCCCGUAGCGGCAUGCCACCUCCGGGUGGUCCCCAAGGAUCGUUGGCACCAGGACAGGUUCCUCAAAAUAUGUUUCCACAGAUCGGUCGAUCUCCAAGCCAGCCUGGUUCACCAGCACAGAAUGGCAUGAUGCCAUCGCGAAGUCCAUCGAUGGCAGCGCGUCAGCCGCCGAACAUGCCGGGCAACGCUCAGCAAAUGCAAGACGUUGAGCUGCAUCGCUUUCCACCAGAACUUCUGCGCAUGGUCAAGCAGGAGGCAGGGGUUGGCGAUAGGGACCUGUCGAUCUUGACGCCAGACGAGAAGCAACGAGUAUUAAAUGUUGCAAGGCAGAGGCGACAUAUUCCGCAAGGCAAGCAAGUGAUGUCUGGGAUGCCUGGGCCAAGUAAUGCAGGUGCUGGGCCUUCGGGCUCGAAUCAAGCAAUGCAACCACCUCGCAACCCGCAGAUGCCACAAAUUUCGCAGCAGGCUCAAGCGCAGCAGCAACAGCAACAGCAACAGCAGCAAGCGCGCGGGAACAAACGCAGUAGUACCUCUCCUGGACAAGAUCAGGAUAUCAAGUCUGAAUCAUCGCCUCCCGAUCGGAAGCGACUACGCAAGUCUCCUGGUGGCGAGCAACCAGCGAUGCAUUCGGCAGCUAUGCCUUCACUGUUCCCUCAGCAGUCGCCCAUGCCUGGUGGACCUGGUGGACCCCAAAUGGGCAAUAACAUGAGACCCAUGCCCCAGUUCUCCCAACGACCAGGGAUGCCAAUGCCACCCAAUGUUAUGAUGCAAAUGGCUCCCAUGGGAGGGCCUCCAAUGAAUAGUGCAAUGAGUCCCGCGAUGAUGAGUCACCAAGGCCCGAAUGGUAUGAUGAAUUCCCAACUCACGCAGCAAACGUAUAGCCAAUCAAUGCUCCAGAUGCACAAGAAUAACAUCCCUACGGGUGCACUCAGUAAUCUGCAUCAACAGGGAGCUGCGGGCUCGCCGUCAUCUUCAGAUGGUCCAGGCGGGGUGAAUCGACUGCAGAACAAGGGCAUGGUUGGGAUGAUGCCACCGCCGCCAUCGCCGAGCAUGAAGAAUACGCCGGGGCAGAACAAGGAGGGGGUUAGCGGUGAUCCAUCGGUACCGAACAGUGUCCGGCAGGAUGGUUCCCCGCAAAAUGCUGCACUUGGCACAGGACCAAGCCAUCCCUCUGUACCGGGCGGUCCAUCCGCGGGUCCGGGCACUGCACCCCCUACUCCCGGUAUAGCGAAUGCAAGCAUCACGGCUCCCUCACCUUCGGCGAUGCAUAACGCCACAGGCACACCGUCUAUGCCGCCGAAUCAGCCGCCUAUACCACCACAGCCUCAGCAAGACCCCCAAGAUUUCUUCGCCAAUGAAGACUUCAUGACGGCUGGGGCGAUGUUCGAGGACCCGAUGUUCAGAGGUUCCGAAUUCGAUCUUGCCGAUUGGUUCAACGUCGACAAUGAACUCCGCCCAGAAUGAUCGCAUUGCUGCGUCGCCGUCGGCUGAUCACUCUGUUCAUCUGCGUUGGGUGAGGGAUUUGUAGUACCAUCUUUUCUUGAAUGAUGCUGCCGGACCUGUAUCGAUCUUGGUGCUGCUGGUAGCUGUAGGUUUUGAACCCAUGGGUGCUGCUUCACCUUUACAUGGACGUUGUUGUAUUUAUUACAAAACCUGCGCGCACCCCGUGUGGUGCUAGUCCUCCUCUCGUGCUUCCUGCGUUUGCAUACUAGUUGCGCGUUUUCGUUUUCGUUUUUUUCCCUGCUGUCGCGUUAGCUCAUCCCAGAUAUCCUAGGUUCUGCGAUCAUAGUCAUCCAGUGUAUUUUGAUACUUUUUUACACUAUGCGGAAGGAAUCGAUCUUUUUCUCGUU